Messenger RNA from Plasmodium cynomolgi strain B, 1362 nucleotides. RefSeq lists its product as hypothetical. Gene Ontology annotation, biological process: pseudouridine synthesis. NCBI's taxonomy places the organism in Eukaryota, Apicomplexa, Aconoidasida, Haemosporida, Plasmodiidae. The transcript has 3 exons. Gene Ontology annotation, molecular function: RNA binding; pseudouridine synthase activity. The coding region runs from base 1 to 1362 and encodes 453 amino acids. The record is from RefSeq and is a predicted model, not a curated record.
AUGUUUCCCUCUGUUCAGCUGAAGAGAAGCACUCUCUUGAGGCUCUCCAAGAUUCUCUCCCUGUCCUCCGUCACGUCCAGGGGGAAGGCGCAGGAGUUGAUUAAAAACGGCAAAGUGAAGGUGAACAACCAAGUGGUGCGUCAAAACGUCGUCGUAGACAUAAACUCGGCUAUCGAGCUGGAGGGGAAGCCAAUCCUCGUGGAUGUCACGACGAAACUGUGGGGUAUCUACAAGCCCAAACAUGUGUUUUGCAGCUCGGAGAGGAAUUACGAGUAUGAGGAGAGGAGGGAUGUGGAGAAGAGGGAUGUGCAGAUGAGGGUUGUGGAGAAGAGGGAUGUGCAGAUGAGGGAUGUGCAGAUGAGGGAUGUGCAGAUGAGGGAUGUUGAGAAGAGGGAUGGGGAGAUGAAGGAUUGGGAGAUGAGGGCUGGGGAGAUGAAGGAUCAUUCCCACAGGUUGGUGACAGCUCGAGGGUCACCACAGAAGGGUAGUUACUCCACUACGCAGUUGGCUUCUGGAGACCUGCGCAAGGAGUUCCCUUUGGAAGGAAGGAAGCAAAUAGGUAGGGGAGGAAGAAGAAGCGAUUUGUACCAAGGACACGCAGGGGAGGUGGCUGAAAGAUUCAGGCAGUUAAGUUGGAAGGGAGAUAUUGUGAGGCACCGCUCCGAAGUGGGGAAGAAGCAGGACGAAGUGGGGAAACAGGACGAAGUGGAGAGACCCGCACGGAGUGAACCCCAAAGGCUAAACACAAACCUUUUCGAUUUUAUCAGAAAAAAGAACAAGGCUUAUGAAACGAAAAAUAAGGUCUCGAACGACAUCCCUGAGCAUCUCAUCGUAGUGAACAGUCUAAGUGCCUCAAGCGAAGGACUCGUGCUACUAACGAAUGAUGGAGACUUCGCAAGGAAUUUAAAAGACACAGAAAAUAAUAUCGUCACGACGUAUAUCGUAAAAGUGAAAGAGGAACUCACAAAUGAAAAAAUAAAGCUAAUUGAAAAAGGAUGCCAUGUUGGUGAUCUACACAUACGACCACUAAGUGUGCAUGUCAUUAAACCACAUAGUACCUCCCCCAAAUGGAUCAAAAUUACCUUGGUAGAAAAAUCACACACCCAUUUAGACCUUCUUUUUUCGAAAUACAGCUUAACCAUUAGGAAGUGCAAACGUUUUUCCUUUGGCCCAUAUAAAGCAUCAGAUCUCUUAGAGCACUUCCUCACGCCAUUAAAAAUUCACAGCACACUCUCUGCCAUGGUUCCAAAGUACUCUACCAAAUUAAUUCUCGCUCAACCCACGGGGAAUGUCCUAACAGAUGAACAUGACAAGUUAGUCCUCGUCAAGGAUUAUCUCAAAAACUCAGCCAUUCGGGGGUAG